Molecule: messenger RNA, 4278 nt
Organism: Aspergillus fijiensis CBS 313.89
Lineage: Eukaryota; Fungi; Ascomycota; Eurotiomycetes; Eurotiales; Aspergillaceae
Exons: 8
Coding region: 1-4278 (1425 amino acids)
Source: RefSeq, a predicted model, not a curated record
AUGUUAGCUCCGGGAUCGGGCAAUGUGAGUCUGCGGACUGUCAGUUCAAGUAGACCGCAGAUGAUACACACCGAGGAUCAACAAUCCAGCUCCAGCGCAAGGUCUCGGACGAGUGGCAGUCGAGUCAAUGUCGUGCGCUAUGCAACCCCCAACUCUCGACCUGCAUCCCGUCCUCCUUCCCCUAGCAUAUCAAGAACGCAUCUCGCCCCGCCGGUGGCUGGUGCGCGAUCGCAACCCUCUAUAGACUCCUCGAGCGACAACAGAAUCUUCCUGACACCCGCGUCCCAAACAAUCCGCUCCGUCGAGGAUAGAGAAGUUCACCUGAACCCCAUGUCCCAUACCACAUCCAGCCGGGCUCCCGCCGACAGCUACGCGGGACGCCCACCAACUCCUGGGAUGGACGACUCGCCUUAUAUUCAUUUCGCCAUUAGCCAGCUGACGCGUGAUGAGGAAGUGGCGGGCCCUAGGAGGAGAAGUUCGAUCGUGAGCCGUGACUCUCCCGCUGAGCCGCUGCUCUGGGAUGAUGGCUUAGGUUGCUUCAUCCGCUCACAUGGACCUUCCUCACCUCCGGACGUCAGACACCGGCCGAAAUCUCCUAUCUCCGCAAGAAGGUCGCCCCAGAAGUCGGUUGACCCAGAAUCUUUCAUUCCAGUGGAUCCCCCAGAGGAAAGCCUACUCUACCCUGCAUUGGACUAUGUGCCUCCUGUAUUGCGCACAUGGGCACUGGCCGCCCUCACAAUCUGCUGCUUGCUCAUGAUUGCCGGAAUUAUUUUCUGCAAUGUCUGGUCCCCAAGGCAUCAAGGACUUUGGGACUAUGAGAGACAGGGUGGUGCCCAUUACUUCGUGAUGCAAUUUCUACCGCAGAUUCUAGGCAUGUUUAUCACCAUCUGGACGUUCGUGGUUCAGGCUGCCGUUUAUCGCACCAUGCCUUUUGCUAUCAUGGCAUCGGAGCGGCCGUACGACCGCAUUCUGCAGAGGCUGCCAGUCACGUCACGCAACUUCAUUCUACCUGAUUUCUCACAUUUUCGGCAUGGAGAGGCGCUAGUUGGAUUCUCUUUGCUCUCAAUGUGGCUCUCAAGUUUCAUCGCAUUGCCGCUCCUGAGUUGUUUGUUCCAGGCCAAGUGGUAUGAAAUUAACGGCCAAGGCACGUGGCGAUGGGCCUCCGUUCUGGCUGUGGGCUGGACGCUGGUGGCAGUUUACGGACUGACGACUAUUGGGUUGAUUUUGCUCAUGCUUCGCUUUUUUCGUACAUGGUCAGGCUUAAUGUGGGAUCCUGUCAGCCUGGCGGAUCUCAUUUCGGUGAUUCAAAGGUCAAACAUUCUGCAUGACUUCGAACAGUCCGAAACAUUGCCGCAGGUUGGGAAUUCUCUCGAGCCCCGGCUCCUUCGACUGGGUUAUUGGCAAUUAUCAAAUCGCGGCGAGUUCUUCUAUGGUAUUGGCGAGGCUGAUGCCCCGAUCCGAACACCAUCCCUUCACCACCUGGAAAAGAAUCUUCAGAUGCAGUCGCACGGGCUGUCCAAGGUCUCAGUUGAUCUUGAGCGCCAGGGUAUGGCCGAAAAGGGCGAAUACCACGAGAAUCUAUACACUCCUUCUGUUCGCUACCGCUGGAUUCCAUGGUUUCUCAAGGAUACAUCUGUGAUAGCUUGGACGGUAAUCAUAUGUGCUUUGUUCGUCGCUUUUGUACUGGUUAGCUUCAUCCAUGACGCCAUCCGAGGAGGCUUCCCCCCACGGUUGCCCACAUUGCCUUCCACCGGCGGCUUUUCGUCUUCCAACUUCUGCUACAGCUUUGUGCCGGCUCUUAUCGGCAACGUCUUUUUUCUCGCAUGGCAGCCCAUCGACGUCUUCUUUCGUGCGUCGCAACCCUUCGCCUCUUUGUCGUCACCCAACGGUGCACGUGCAGAGGAGAGCCUGUUACUGGCGUAUCCGUCGCAUCUUCCGUUCCAGGUGACUAUCCUGGCUGUCGCCAACAAGCACUACAAAGUGGCUUGGAUCUCGUUCAUGAGUAUUGCGUCUGCCGCCAUUCCCAUUCUCGCCGGAGGCGUUUUCAUUGCGUUGAAUUACCCGUCCGAACACGCAAUCAAGAUUGCAGCAUCAAUGCCUGCUUUCUACGCGAUGGUGGUAUUCUGUGCUCUCUAUACUGUGUCCUUCUUGUGUAUCUGGCCUCGCCGUCAACGCCACCUCCCUCACGAUAUUAGCACGCUGGCCGAUCUGAUCAGCUUCCUCUACCAGAGCCCACUCCUCGCCGACAAGAUCUUGCGUGAGCCGAGGAGCAAAGCAGACCUGGUCACGCGACUGGUUGUCGCACCACCCGGGGACCGCGAGCAUUCUGUGUAUGGCUUCGGGAUAUAUGUUGGCCGCGAUGGCAAAGAGCAUCUAGGAAUCGAUCGCCUUGACCACACGGUGGCAUCAUUGUUCUUUAGCUCCUAUCUCUAUUCACCCAAAGAUCCACUGAUUCGGGAAGGGUUCAUGGAAAUGGUGCCCCAUGCUUACGCAAACGCCCAGCCUGGGUCGCACUUGAAACUCAUCACGUUGGCGGUGUCUUUCUUCUCGGUGUCUGCGUGGACGGGCAAUCGGUCAUAUCUCCGAACCGCUGAACACCUGUGCGUGCAAGCGAUAUCUAAAACUAGAGAAGCGAUUCAAGGCGACAUCGACCGGAACCAGGAUGAGAUUCUGAUGACGGUGCUCUUGCUCUUAAUUUAUGAGGAAUUCUCAGCUAUGAAGGAGCGCAGGGCCCCAGGCAAGACACAUUUACGGGGCGCAAUUGCGUUGAUAAAUAGUCGGAGUCAAGAUCAGCGGGAGACGGACCUCUCGAUAACGUUGGAAAAUGCAGUACAUGCACAACUUAUCAAAACAACCAAAGGGCUCGCGUAUCCUGUCAUGCAGACCCCCAAGGUCUGGCCGCCCGCGCCAGUUGCGCCCGAGUCUGCCUCAACUCAACUGUUGAUGGCCACAUCUGACCUAGUCAGCCUGCGACAAGCAUGGGACAAGCUUGUCUUGGACCAGCCAGCCGCCAAUGUCACCGAGCUCGAGGAGAUCCUCGCUCGGGCGAGGCAUCUGGACACCAAACUUGUAGCUUGGACACACGCCCUCCCCUCCCACUGGCACCCCGUCUCCGCCACCAUGAUAUCGGAUUCCAUCCGCAAGGCAGGCAUGUACAAGAACCGUUGUGACUGCUACGCGGACAUCUGGAUCGCCAGCACCUGGAAUUUCUACCGCGACUCGCGCAUUGUCAUCCAGAACAUCAUCCUCGAUUGUCUGCGCCUCCUUCCGCCGCCCAUCCGCACAGACGACAUUCAGAGCGCCCUGGACACCAUCCAAGACCUUGCUACCGGCAUCUGCGCCACCAUCCCAUACUUCCUUGGCAGCCAGUCGAAGCCAGCCCAGAUGGGCAUGGAGAAGAUCGACUAUCCCGAGGCGGAUGCACGCCGGGUCACCGCGGGCCACCGUCAGACAUCGCCACUUUUGGGAGGAUGGCUGGCGUCCACGAAUCUGUUCAAUAUGACCAUGCUACCUUUGACGGAUGAGCUGCAUGCUUGGAUCUUGGAACAGAAGCAGCGGAGAACAUCAAUUGAACUCCACCUCACCCACGUCCACCACCACCACCACCACCACCACAACCAAAACCAACAAUACAACCCUCUCAAAAUGGGCCUCCUCCGCUCCUUCAUCCCCGACCAACAAAAACCCUCCACCGCAUCCAACACCGACACCCCCUCCGACCAAACCCCCACAAACACCAACACAACCCCCUCCUCAUCCCGCCCAGCAACAGAAGAAUUCGACCCUCCGCUCCCCAAACUCUGGACGCCGCAAACGAACCUCAAACUCCUCCUCGGCGGCACCGCCUUCCUCGCCCUGAGCCUGCUCACCACCCGCCGCGCGAUCCGCCGCCGCCGCCUCGCCGCCAUCCCGCCCUUCUACACCAGCGCGCCCUACCACAAGCCCACGGUUAGCGGGGGCGUCGAGGCGUUCGAGGCGCUCAACCUGGCCACGCUGAAUGUGCUGGCGUUCGCGAUGAUGAGCACCGGGGGCGUGCUGUACGCGAUGGAUAUUAAUAGUGUCGACGAUAUGCGGCGGUAUGUGCGGCGGGUUUCGUUGUCGGAGGCGGAUGCCGCGAAGGGGUUGGUGGAGGGGGAUCGGGAGAUGGAGAGGGAGGUGGAGGCGUGGGCGGCCAAGGUGCUGGGGGAGAAGUUUGGGCGGGAGUUGAGGGCGCAGCGGGAGAGGGAGGUGGAGGAUGCUAGGGGUUUGGUGGACAGGGAGGGGAAGAAGGAGGAGUGA